ACAACUAUAUUACCAUUACUACUUAUUUUUGCACUCCUCAUGUUCCUCCUCCUGAAAAAAUAUGUGGAGCAGCAAUAAGCGGAAAAAAGAAAUCCCCUAACGGAUCGAUAUCUGAUACCCGAACUCUUCACUAUAACAGUCACCUUUAUCACGUUUACUAAUUCCUGUUCAUCCAUAUAACCUCAAAAUUUACUGAAGUACUUUCUUUAUCAUUACUUAACUACUCUUAAAUAGUUCUGGUCCUAUUCCAGUAUUUCCAAACAUCCAUUCUGUACGAUUAUUCUUUGUACACUCAUCAUCCUUCAUCUGCCCCCAAUUUUUUUUCACAAUCUCCCUCACUAAUUUUGCCAUAUCCCUGGAUCACAAAUUCUGCUUAUAACUUAAUAAUUAUACUUAUAAUACUUUUAAUUAAUCCUUAACACAUAUAAUGGCAAACACCACUACAGAUCAAAAUCCUCUGGAUCCUUCUCAACAACUCCCAAAUCGACUACCGUCUAAUGGUUUUCGUCGGACCUCCAUAGAUUCAUUUGAUCUCGUUGCUGAAGAUCCUUUACAUCAUUCUCGUCAACAAACUCCAAAUAAUAAUUCAGUAUUUGGUAAAGCAAAACAGUUUCUUGUUCAAUCAAUAUAUCUCCCAUAUAUUUCCCCUAAUGUUGGAGUCUCUUUACUCAUUUUAUCACAAUUUUUCAAUUCAAUAAUGGUAACUACUUGUAAAUUAUUAGUUACUGAUAAGGAUUUUAAUGUUCCAAUUCAUCCUUUACAAAUCUUAUUUGUUAGAAUGUUUAUUACUUAUAUUUGUUGUCUUUUAUACAUGUUACUCACUAGAUCUGUACCUGAUGCUCCAUUUGGUGCAAAAUCUUUACGUCCAUUAUUAUUUUUAAGAGGUAUAGUUGGAUUCUUUGGAGUAUUUGGUUUAUAUUUUUCUUUACAAUAUUUAUCCCUUAGUGAUGCUGUAGCCAUUACAUUUUUAAUUCCUAUGGUUACAGCCUUUUUAGCUUGGACUAUGCUUCGUGAAAGUUAUUCAAUCUUAGAAGCUGUAUGUUCAAUUAUUUCUCUUGGUGGAGUUAUUCUUAUUGCUAAACCUCAUUUUAUUUUUGGAUCUGAAUCAGAUUCAGAAACUUCGGUUGAUGAAUCUAUUGAAUCUUCUUCAACUGAAAAGAGAUUACUUGCUACAGCUGUUGGACUUGUUGGAGUUUGUGGUGCCUCUUCAGUUUAUAUUAUUCUUCGUAAAAUUGGUAAACAAGCUCAUCCUUUAUUAUCAGUAAGUUAUUUUGCUUUAACUUGUUGUAUAAUUACUUUUGUGGCUAUUCUUAUUAUACCAGGUUUAAGUUUUGUAUUACCAUCUAAUGGUUAUCAAUGGUUAUUAUUUUGUUUAAUUGGAUUUUCAGGAUUUUUUAUGCAAUUUUCAUUAACAGCUGGUGUUCAAAGAGUUGCAGCUGCUAAAGCUUCUCUUAUGUCUUAUUCUAAUAUGGUAUUUGCAUUAAUGUGGGAUUUAACUAUUUGGGGUCAUCUUCCUGGUAUAUUAAGUUUAUUAGGAAUUAUUCUUAUCAUUUCCAAUGCAUAUAUUAUUAUUAGAUAUAAACCAGAAGAUCCAAAUCAUUCAAAUACCACAUCUCCUGAUCCAGAUCUUGAAAGUGGUAAGUAUCAGAAUCUCAGCAAUUCCGAAUCUAUUUCCUUACAAGAAUUCAUUAUCGAUGAUGAUGAUAAUGGUGAAGAAGAUUCUAAGAAACCAUCACUGCAUUGAUACAUAUAGCAUUCGACUUUUUUUUUUAUUAUCUACAUUUACAUUUGGUUUAUAUAAACUUUCUACGUUUU
Scheffersomyces amazonensis is the source of this 1815-nucleotide messenger RNA. RefSeq lists its product as uncharacterized. The transcript has a single exon. Gene Ontology annotation, cellular component: membrane. The record is from RefSeq and is a predicted model, not a curated record. The coding region runs from base 428 to 1744 and encodes 438 amino acids. Lineage: Eukaryota; Fungi; Ascomycota; Pichiomycetes; Serinales; Debaryomycetaceae.